Messenger RNA from Eublepharis macularius, 999 nucleotides. RefSeq names its product olfactory receptor 10V1-like. The record is from RefSeq and is a predicted model, not a curated record. The transcript has a single exon. Gene Ontology annotation, biological process: G protein-coupled receptor signaling pathway. Lineage: Eukaryota; Metazoa; Chordata; Lepidosauria; Squamata; Eublepharidae. Gene Ontology annotation, molecular function: G protein-coupled receptor activity; olfactory receptor activity. Gene Ontology annotation, cellular component: membrane. Bases 1 to 999 code for a protein of 332 amino acids.
AUGAGCCCUGGAAAUCACAGUGCUGUUAUGGAAUUUGUGUUCCUGGCUUUCCCCAUCAACACACAUCAGCAAGUGCUUGUCUUCAUCGGCAUGUUUCUGAUCUAUAUAGCCAUCAUUUUGGGGAAUCUUCUCAUCCUGGUGGCUGUCUGUGGAGAGCCCCAUCUGCAUACUCCCAUGUACUUCUUCCUGGGGUCUCUCUCUGUCAUGGAGCUCUGCUAUACUACAUCGGUAGUGCCUCAGAUGCUAGUGAACAUUUUACAAGAGAGGAAGAGCAUCACUACUUGGGGAUGUGGUACCCAGAUGUUUUUCUUCAUCGCCUUGGGAAGUGCUGACAGUUUUCUUCUGGUGGUAAUGGCUUAUGACCGCUAUGUUGCCAUCUGCCAGCCUCUACAUUACGCUCAUGUCAUGACUUGGCAACGAUGUACAUGGUUAGUAGCUAUUUCACUGAUCCUUGGGGGGCUAAUGUCUAUGGAAAUUGUAAUCCUGAUCUUUCAUCUUCCAUUUAAUGGUUCAAACAAGAUUGAACACUUUUUCUGUGAUGUGAAUCAAUUGUUAAAAUUGGCCAGUGCUGACACCAGCUUUGAAGAAAUUGCCCAGUUUGUUGGUAGUAUCUUCAUACUGACUGUUCCCUUCCUGCUAAUUGCUGUAUCAUACAUCUGUAUUAUCAUGACAGUCCUACAGAUCCCUUCAACAAAGGGCCGGAUCCAGACCUUCAAUACCUGCUCCUCACACCUCAUGGUGGUAUUGCUGCAGUAUGGUUGUGGCUCCUUGGUGUACCUACACCCAAAAUCCAGAUCGUUUGACAAGAUGGAUCGUUUGCUUUCACUGGUGUACAUCUUUGGCACCCCUAUUCUCAACCCUAUUAUAUACAGCCUGAGAAACAAAGAACUCAAGGACACCAUAAGAAAACUCCCUCUGAAGGUCAAACUAGGCAACAUAAGAGAGACAGAGCAGCCACCACUCUGUGUCUCUUUACUGUCUCUUCCUUGCAAUGUCUAA